UUCGCGUUGUGUUGUUGAUUGUUGUUUUGACAAAGUAAGGAAUUGUUUAAAAAAUUACAUGGCUUUUUCGAAAAGUACGGCUUUACGAUGGAAUAACGAGUGCGUUUCGAUAUUAGUUUUUACUUAAACGCGCAGACUAUUAACUACACAAUGACAUUUUCCUUAAAUCAUUUAUAUUUCUGUUUGAAAAAUCGUUUUAAAAUGUUUUAGUGUUCUCCGAGAAAUCGAGUGUAUUUUUUUUUUUUUGCUUCGAACUAUCCAGCAAAAUGAUUACUGCUCCGAAUUAAAACGGUUUCGAAUACCGUAAGUGCUUUCAUAACCUAACCUCAAUCGCUUUUGCUGUUACAUUAAAAUGCAAUGUAUCGAAUCGUUCGUUAGAGUAAUAUUUUAGACGCAGAAGUCAUUCAGUUCGUAAUUAGGUUGAUUUUUUCCGUUCGGAUUAUUUUAUUAGUAGAAAUGAUCGAGUUUAAAGUCAUUAACCAAUUCAAAUUUGGUCGCAUCGUCUCCGCCGAAUGCCGAGCAUCGUAAACAAUGAUCAAAACAUAGGGCCGAGUUUACACGAAAAUGUCCGAGGAUUUUCGCCAUGAAAGUAGCUCGAAAUUGUUGUCGAAAUGUACGAAUUCCGUUGAAUAUUUCAAUGAAAUCAACGUAGAAAACGAAUCGAGCGAAGAAGAGAUUAACGUAGUCGAUCAUAUGUACGCCACAAAUAUAAAUAUUCAAAAUGGAGACGUGAACGAUUUACCAGAAGAAAAUCCGCCAAUCAACUGUCAAACUGCCGAAAGUGAGGUUAAGCUAAUCAAAGAGUGGUUGAUUUUGCACACAGAUUUAAUUCAACAACAAAACGAUGAUAUUCUCGACAAAGACAGGGAAAUCUACGUACUACGCAAGGAAAAUGAAAUGCUCAAAGAGAAGAUAAACUGCAUAGAAAAGGGCAUUCCGUUCCAAUUGGAAAAGAACCAGCCAAUCGAAGAAGAGCCAACUGUUGAAGAUAUGACCCAGGGGUCCUUUAAGGAAGAAGUGCAGGAAGAUAACCAAAUCGUUGAAGGGAAAUAUGUCGAACCAUCACUCGUACAAUUGAACUACAAAGACGAAAAAUACAAUAAUAUUAGUGCUAGUGAAUCUCAAGUGAGCGACAGUGAAAAAAAUUUUGUCGAACCAAUUGUAAAUAGUUUGAUCAAAUUGAAACGCGAAGAGUGCCCUCUUUUAGAUAAUUCGGAGGCAGAUUGGAAAUCCAAAAGUGACAUUCUAAGUGAUAAUCUACCCAUCAGCGAGUACAGUUUUAGCGUAAACAAUAUUAGCGAAUUAGAUCCCAUGAAAAAUUUGAGGAUGAGCAUCAGAAGGAAGAGGGUCAAAAGUAGCUCGUCCGGUUUGUCUCAUAGCGAAUCUCUUAAUCUCGAAGAUAAAGAAACUUAUAGAAGGCGAUUUAAGAAGAAAAAACGCAGACUGACCAAAGAUGCCAAUAUUUUAACAUCUGUAGAUGCAUACUUGACCCAGUCGCAUGAAGUUAAUUUAGGAAUACCUAAUAAUGAAAUUGAUAUCGCAGAAUGUUUGGCUUCCACAUUAGAGGUACCAAGGUGGCGUCAUAAAAUCUAUGCCAGUUGUUACACGAUGGAAGGUACGGAAAAUUUAGACGAUGAGGUAUUUAACAAAAGGCACAUGAGGUUGGAAAUAGACGAGAGAAGACGGAAAAGGUGGGACGUUCAACGAAUUCGCGAACAGAGAUUGAUAGAAAAGUUAAAGCAACGUCAAGAAAAAGUCGGUUUGGGUUCGAAAAGCGACGGUCGCGAACCGAUCAAUUCGCUUUGGCCGAAAUUAGAAGAUGUCAAAUAUCUAGAAGUCGUCGAUGAUUUACCCGUGGCAGCUUUCGGAUGUCCCAUUACCAAAUUCAAUCCUAGCGAAUUCGAAGUACCGUGGAUGAACAAUCCGUCGGUUUUGAACAAAAAAGCGCAUUCUCGAAAAUCGAAGGUCCGAAGGCGAAGUUCAAAGAGAUGAAAUUUAUUUUUAGCUUAAUCAAAUCGUACCUGGAGUUCGUCUGACGUGAUGAAAUGAUCGAUAAAUCAAUCGUAACAAUUUAAAGCGAUGUGUUUGUGUAUAUAUAGUUUAUAAGGUAGAAUCAUAAUUUUUUUUGUCUCAUUGUUGCUAUGUUUUAGAAAUGAAUGAAUGCUCCUUUUGAAUAUGACUUAGCUAAGCGAUACCGAUAUCUUAUAAGUGUUUAGGUUUUAAAGAUAUGAAAUGAAUCCUUUGCGCUGGCGCAUUUUGUCAUAUUAAUUUUGUACAUUAUAUUAAAUCAUAUUUUAAUAAUUCAAUUUUUAAACCUGACGCUUUACACGUAUUUUACUUAUUCAUUUCUUUUAUCUAUUUGUAUAAAAAAACGUUUUUCAGUUUUUAUCUAUUAUCCCAGUGCAAAGGAUUUUAUGUAUACA
Messenger RNA from Phyllotreta striolata, 2423 nucleotides. NCBI's taxonomy places the organism in Eukaryota, Metazoa, Arthropoda, Insecta, Coleoptera, Chrysomelidae. The record is from the annotation of a GenBank genome assembly.